AUGUUUAGCCUAGGUAUUACCGAAAAGAUCCUUCUCGAAGUCAUGAAGCAAGUGGAUAAGAAUAGCAACAACAAAGACAGCGAAAAUCCGGGUUCUUCCAAAGAGCAUUCGACAGGCGAUCACAGUUCACCGAAUGAGACAGAGGACGUGGGACAUGGUGGUAUUGAAGCGGACAUGGAUGGAGAGGAUGAAGACGAAUUUUUUGAUAUUUAUGAAUUUCUCCAGGGUUUGAGCAAAGACGGUCUAUAUGAGCACCGACAGAAGCUUUUCAAGAAGGGAUUUCAUGCUUUAUUUAUUAGUUAG
Penicillium psychrosexuale is the source of this 303-nucleotide messenger RNA. RefSeq lists its product as uncharacterized. The transcript has a single exon. NCBI's taxonomy places the organism in Eukaryota, Fungi, Ascomycota, Eurotiomycetes, Eurotiales, Aspergillaceae. The record is from RefSeq and is a predicted model, not a curated record. The coding region runs from base 1 to 303 and encodes 100 amino acids.